This is a messenger RNA of Thalassophryne amazonica, 4617 nucleotides long. RefSeq names its product family with sequence similarity 83 member D (gene sack1d). The record is from RefSeq and is a predicted model, not a curated record. Gene Ontology annotation, cellular component: mitotic spindle pole; cytosol. Gene Ontology annotation, biological process: regulation of TOR signaling; positive regulation of cell cycle G1/S phase transition; regulation of ERK1 and ERK2 cascade. Bases 26 to 1735 code for a protein of 569 amino acids. Lineage: Eukaryota; Metazoa; Chordata; Actinopteri; Batrachoidiformes; Batrachoididae. The transcript has 4 exons.
GCGCCACUGGAGAGAAGGGGACGACAUGGCACUGUCACAGUGUUUAGACGACUCCCCUCUGAGAUUUGAGUCCAGACACGGCGCGGGUAGCGAGCUGAACCUACAGGAGGCCUACAACGAGAGACACCGGCUGGCGCUGGAGGAGCUCCUGUCGGGAGGCCCCCAGAACUUUCUGGACUUUCUCAGCAAAGAAAGAAUCCCAAACUUUCUGUCGGACGAUGAGAUCCAGCAGCUCCGGGGCUCGGCCGUGGCCCCGCGGUGCGUGUCGGUCCUCCACGAGGAGGAGCAGCCGCUGGAGCAGUCUCUGGACUGCUCCUCUCUCACAUAUUUCCCAGAGGUGUCGGACGUGGAGCCUCCGGUGCUGGAGAUGGGCUGGCCCGCCUUCACCUCCGGUUCUUAUCGGGGAGUCACACGGGCCGUAGCGCACUUCCAGCCCAGCUACGGUGAGAACAUUUACAGCUGCAAGGACGCUGCCAGGCGCAUGAUUAGGAGCGCCAAGGAGGUGAUUGCCAUAGUUACAGACUCCCUGACAGAUCUGGAUGUCUUUAAGGAUCUUCAGGAGGCAUGCUGCCAUCGUAACGUCCCCGUUUACAUCCUCCUGGACCAGUCGUGCGCUCCUGCUUUUCUCAAGCUGUGCAGAAAUAUCAGCGUUCGGGUGGAUGACCUUCGGCUCAUGAGAGUGCGAACGAUAACGGGAACUACGUACUACAUGAGAUCAGGAUCGCGGAUAACUGGCAAAGUCCAUGAAAGGUUUAUGCUUAUCGAUGGGAAUAGAGUGGCUACAGGCUCCUACAGGUUCAACUGGACUGAUGGAAAACUGAACAGCAGCAACCUGAUUGAACUUUCUGGCCAAAUCGCAGAGAAAUUUGAUGAGGAGUUCCGUAUCCUCUAUGCCCAGUCUCUACCUGUAAACAUUCGGGGAUCCUUGAGUGUUCACCACAGUGGCACGUUUGAGCAUCUCCUCAUCAAACAUCCCAUGUCCUCCUCCCCGCAGACUGCCAGACAGAAGCCUGUGGAUCUCAUCUGUCUGACCAGCACGCCGAGCCGUAUGCCCCAAACACUGGCUGUGCAGCCUGAGUGUAAACCGCCGAUUUGGGAGGCAGGUGGUGGAAGCAGUGUGGUGUCAGACUCCUCCACAGUCGGUAAGGGUUGGAUGGAGCAGCAGCACAUACAGGAGGAGAUCCUGGCAGGCAGCACAGCUCACCAUUUCCCUGUAGACAAACGAGGAGAAACUGAGCUGAUGACCCCCACAGCCACGUUCUGCCACAUUUCCACACAGACCAGUCAGUCAGUGGUGAACACUGACACCCAGACUGACCCCGAAAGUUGCCCCCAAGCCACAAAACAUCCCAACAACUUCACAUCCAUUGACAUGGCCCACAAGAUGACAAGCACUGGCCCGGGGGAGGCCACCUCACCCUCCUCUAUUUCUGUCUUUGCCUCUCGCAAGCGGACCUCCUACAACCAGAUGAGUCCAGGUGGCUACAAGGACUACUUCCAGAAGCUGACCAAUGAGCGUCAGUACCACUACAACGUUAUCCGCACCAAGCUUGGGCACAUGGUGACAAUGCUGAACCAAAGGCGAGAGUUAGCGGACGUCACAAACAUGGUUCAGAGCCCUGGUGGUAAUGAUAGGGCAAGGGAACAGAGAGACUGUGGGCAGGGCCCAAAUGCCAGGCUGCUUGUUGAAAAGGCAAGCAUGGGCACAUGGCCAAGGGCCAGAUGUGUACGCUAGUAUGUUUCUGGUUUCAGGGAUAGCAGGUUGAGGGGCAAGAAGUCUUGGAAAGUUUCUCUUGGUUAUUUGGUAAAUGGAUUUAUUUUUAAUAAUUUUAUCCAUUAAUUCCAUUAAUGGACAGAGGAGGGCACCAGUUAUAUGAUCACACCUGUCAGUUUGUGGAUAAUGGAGCAAAAAAAUUAAUUGUUGGAUUUUUAUGGGGAGAUGGUUCUUGGGCUAGGGAAGAGUUAAUUCAGUUUUGGUGGUGGUCUGUAUAGGAAUCAAUGGUUUUCUUUGGUCUUUCUUUAGCUUUCUAAAAAUAUAGGGGUUCUUCUCUCCCCUCUGGUCCCCUAAAGGAUUUUUUUUAAACAGCUUAGAGGAGGAAAGCCACCAAAUGUGUAAUGUGUGUAUUUGAAGAUUGACUAAACGAGCAGCAAAAUGUUUACUCCAGCCACAGCUGUUGGUUGAAUUAAAGGUAAUAUUCUGAAAUGAGCUUCAUCAAGAACCUAGUAGGAAGGCUGCUAUGUUAGUGCAAUAAUACUGUAACCCCAUGAAUGAGGCAGGUAACUGAUAACUAACAAGUUGACAUCAGUGGGGAUCAUUUAUUACAUUUUGUUUUCCCUUCUUCCCUGGCUGUGGUCAUAAUGCACAGUGUAAUGCCAGACUCAUAAAUGAAAGACUCCUAACCUGUUAAAAAUAUUUCUGUCGGGUGAGUGAACUUUUUUACCCAAAAGUGCAGCACAAUUAAAGGCAUACAGCCUUCAGUUUUUUAAGAUUUAAGUCAUAAAGCAGUUUUCUUUGGGGAAAAUUUCACAUGAACAGACGGCCUUGGACUACUUAACACCAGCGACACAUACACUCUGUUACAGUGGCGUCACCGUUCACGUGGGGCUUCCUCCGAAUUUCAUGAGGAAUUCCAGGAAGCACACGGUAAGCCAGUCAAUACUGAAAGGCACAGCGAUGUCCACUGGUUGUUUGCUUGGGGGGGGGGAAAAAACAUGGUAGAAAGCGUACUGAAAUGGCUUAUUUCUGUGUAAAUCUAACUUCACAUUUUUAUGUUUCUCAUAUAUUUUGCAAAAGUUAGCGAGAAAUAAAGACUUCUAGAACUAAAAACUCUGUUUUUGUAACCAGGUAACAGCUCUGGCAUGAUUUACAAGACAUCUCACAAACAUCAGCGUGCACACCAUGGGCCUCAUUUAUCAACAUUGUGUAAAAACAGGCGCAGAUGUGAGCGCAUAAUUGGUCUUACGACAAGACACGUGUGAUUUAUGAAACAUUUGUAUCUGACCAAUCCCAGCGUACAAAUGAUCGGCUCUUAAUAAAUGCGCCGGCUGAAUUUAAUCGUCAUUAGCAUGUUACGCCCUUAAAUAUUCAUGAUUCAGAAGCCUCGCCCACUGAGCUCAACGUGGAGAGAAGAAGCACCGGGAAGAAGAAAAACUUUUCGGAGAUGGAAGUCGACAUCCUAACAUCGGAGGUGGAGAAAAACAAACUUGUACUUUUGGCAGUCUGAAAAGUGGAGUCAAAGGCGCUCAUAAAAAUGCCGUGUGGAAGAGUGUAACGGAGGCGGUCAACAGCGUUGCUGCAGAGGAACGGACUCUGGCUGAGGUUUGAAGAAUUCUUUCACUUAACCUAUGCCUAAUGAUUUUGAAUCAGUCUUUUAUGCACCCACAGUUAAAAGCUUAUGCCUGCUAAUUGAUUAAGAAUUCUUUGCAUUUAGGUCAAGAAAAAGUGGUCCGAUUUAAAGCUGGCCACCCAAAAGUGUUGCGGCACUUAAGCGCAGCAUUGGGCAUUUUAAUGUGCAAUGAUUAGUUGUCAUGUUUAGGCUAUUUAGCAUAUGUAUUUUUUAUUUUACAAAGGAAGCAGUAUCCUUAAAAACAUGGGCUUUUUUUUUAUUAAUUUUUGUUUAAUCCAUUUUAAGAAUCCGUUUUGAUCUGUUCUGAAUAUGUGGCUGCUUAUGCUUGGAUGACAGCUGAGGUUUGUUUCAUAAUUAUUUUCAGAAUCAGACAGAUUUUGUAGUGCUGCACUGCAAAUCCACAGACUCAGAUUUGCGUAUACGAGCUCAGACCAGACGUGAGCUCUGUCGUGAGAUUCGUCUUAGCCUCCACUCACGUCCAAAUUGAUAAAUGCCGAAGUUUACCGAGAGAGAAAAUGCAAACUGCAGAUACACUUGGGGGAGGGGUGCGCAGAGACUAUGCCCUCAUCAUGCUGUCAAAAUCUACACCAACCCCUAUUUAAUAUGUCAUAAAGGCCUGCAGGUGCCUGCUGUUCUCUGGUUUGGUGGAGGUAAUUAUUCCUCUACUGACAGAGGAAUGUGCUCUGUGAGCACCUGUCUUUUUCUGCAUGCAUUAUUUCUCCAAACUUGGUGGAAAAAGUUCAAUUUUAUCUGACUGUGAAGCACUUUGGCCGCCCUCUGGGCUGUGGAAAGGGCUACAUAAAUAAACUUUGAAUUUAACCUGGAGUAAAAGUCAGCACUUUGUGAGAGAGUCAACAAAAAUGUGAUGUAAAAAGAAUAAAACAUGAAUAAAUAGACAUUUACCAGACAGUUUUCAGUGCAACUGAUCUGUGAAAUUGUGGGUGGAUCCAAGUCUUGUGUGUGUGUGUCGGGGGGAUUUUAAACAUUUGAUAACUCCAUAAAAUCUGGUAAAAGUUUUGAGGGCUGAAUUUCAGGGCAGGUUUUAAUGUACAUCACAGCAAAGGGUGGCAGAGUCCUACAUUUAGAUGUCAAAGUGCCCCCCCGAAAAAAAAAAUUGUCCACACAAAUUUGAAGUCAGGUUAUUGAAUAUCCCUGCACACGGUGGCUGACACUGGAAAAUAUUUGUUAGGAAAGAAAAAUAUUUCAAACCUUGUCUGUGCAUAUAAAUAUAUAUAUAUCGCUGUCUUGUUAAUAAAGGAGUACUUAGUUA